Elaeis guineensis (African oil palm) is the source of this 1236-nucleotide messenger RNA. RefSeq lists its product as uncharacterized. Lineage: Eukaryota; Viridiplantae; Streptophyta; Magnoliopsida; Arecales; Arecaceae. The record is from RefSeq and is a predicted model, not a curated record.
CAACUGUUCUAACCAGUAAUUUUUGUUUCAGGUGGUCUUACAAAGAUUUGGCAGAUACCUCAGCAUCUCUCUGAACCAAAAGUGAACAAAAUCCGUGUGUGUUCUCUCCUGUGUUUCUAAUGGGGACAAGAUACGGAAUCGGCGCGAUGCAUCCACCUCUCCUCUCCCUGCUACAAUCCUGCCCAUUGUCGCCCAAAAUCUCCGCAAACACCAACCCCAACUCCCCUCGCCGGGCGAACUCCGCGACAUCCUUUCCCAUCGCUGUCUCCAUUCCUCUCCGACCCCUCCUCCAGCCGCGCUGCAGCGCCGGCGACGGGGAGGGGACGGAGGAACAGCAGCCCUCGCGUGCCAAGGACGUGCUGUCGGGCAUGGUCGGCGACCGGGUGGAGGAGCUCCUGAGGAGAGAGGAGAACCGGGCCCUCUUGGACGGGCUCGAGGAGGCGUCCCGGAGGGUUGACCGGGCGAGGGAGGCUCUCGCCGACAUCGAGAGGCAGGAGGCCGAAGCCCUGCGAGCCAAGGAGUAUAUCCGCCAGCUCGAGAGCAGGGAGUCGGAGAUUGCAGAAUCACAAAGGGACUUGUUAGAAGCAAGAGCUAUGGUGGAAGAAGCUCAGCACUCUCUGUCAUCUAACAUUGAUGAAAACAACUCUGGAGAUAUUUUAGCUGAAGAGACAGACAAAGAUGUAGAGAGAUUGGAGUCUCUAAAAGCUGCAUCAAUCUCAUCUGUAGUUGGCAUGCUUGCUAGUUUGCCCAUUUCUUUAUAUCAAGCCACCAGCUUUCCUCAACUUCUUCUUCAUUUGGCGACUGUUUUCAUUAGCUGUGCUUUGUUUGGAGUUACAUUCCGUUAUGCAGUAAGAAGAGAUCUGGACAAUAUUCAGCUAAAAACAGGGGCACCAGCAGCUUUUGGCUUUGUUAAAGGCCUUGCCGCACUAGAGGCUGGGAAGCCUUUGGAACUCAACAAUGAUAGCUUCAUUGCAUAUUCUAUGGAUGGAGCAGUUUAUGUAUUAGAGAAUAUUUUUAUUUUUCUUUCUGCAGCCAUUGCACUUGAUUUUUGUUUCAAGAUGAGGCUUUUAAGUCCUUUUCCUAUAAGAAAAUAGGACUUGCUCACAAUUGUGGUCCAAGCUAAUCUUGGAGGUCCUGUCCUGCUUUUGUGAUGAGGAGACUUUGGAGUCUUCCACUUUAUAAUAUCAUUUGUACAGCUCAAUGUUUUCCUGGGUAAUUGACGAAGUUACCGUUCAA